This is a messenger RNA of Salvelinus namaycush (lake trout), 1596 nucleotides long. RefSeq names its product retinol dehydrogenase 8. Gene Ontology annotation, cellular component: cytoplasm. NCBI's taxonomy places the organism in Eukaryota, Metazoa, Chordata, Actinopteri, Salmoniformes, Salmonidae. Bases 296 to 1222 code for a protein of 308 amino acids. The transcript is spliced from 7 exons. Gene Ontology annotation, molecular function: estradiol 17-beta-dehydrogenase [NAD(P)+] activity. Gene Ontology annotation, biological process: estrogen biosynthetic process. The record is from RefSeq and is a predicted model, not a curated record.
GGGCUAGCUGCUGCUCGGUUGUCGUUAUGUGACUGUUCACUUUGCUUUAGCGUUGGUUAGAAUAACCUACAUGUUUAGACGUUGCUCUAAAUUGGCAAUCUUUACCUAGAUAUAUCUGUAUUAGAUUACACAUAUACGUGGGAUAUAUACGUGCACCGUAGCAACUGCGCACUAUUUCCCACACUACAGGUUGACUGGUCACUAAGGUCCAUGCAUUCCAACUGCAAAGGACUCUGGGAGAGUUGCAGAGAACCCAGUUUCAAUCAGGAGCAACUGUAGCUGCUGUGAGGUAUCCAUGGGGACCAGGAGGGUGCUGGUGACAGGCUGUUCCUCUGGGAUCGGGAUGGCUGUGGCUGUACGACUGGCCAAGGAGAAGGGAUUCAAAGUGGUUGCCACCAUGAGGGACCUAGAGAAGCGGGAACCCCUGGAGAGAGUGGCUGGGGACACCCUGAACAGAUCCCUGGAGAUCAGACAGCUGGAUGCCUGCUGUGAAGACUCCAUCAGAGAGUGUGUGGACAGCCUGCAAGACAGACGGGUGGAUGUACUCGUGAGUAACGCAGGUGUAGGCAUGAUUGGGCCGUUGGAGUGCCAUAGUGUGUCUGACAUGCAGGGGCUCUUCGACACCAACUUCUUUGGCUUGGUGCGGCUGGUGAAGGAGGUCCUGCCUGAUAUGAAGCGACGUCGAAGCGGACAUAUUGUGGUGAUGAGCAGCAUCAUGGGCAUUCAGGGGCUACUCUUCAAUGAUGUCUACUCUGCUUCAAAAUUUGCUGUGGAGGGGUUCUGUGAGAGUCUAGCAGUACAAGCCAUGAAGUUCAGUGUGAAGAUGACUCUAGUGGAGCCUGGUCCGGUGGGGACAGAGUUUGAGAGGAAGGUGUACGAGGACGCUGAGAAGAUGGACCUCGCGGGGGCGGACGAGGAGACUGCUAGGAUCUUCCGUGAGAUCUACCUGCCCUACUCUAGGAAGGUGUUCAACACUCUCGCACAGACACCUGAGGAAAUAGCAGAGCAAACACUUCAACUGAUCACAGUGAAGGAGCCUCCGUUUCGCCACCAGACCAACCGUGUGUACAUGCCCAUGACUGCCCUGAAGCACGCAGACCCUACCGGUCGUCUACCCCUAGACACCUUUUAUAAGCUGCUAUUCAAGCACGACAGUCUAUUCACUGCCAGUCUGGGGCUGCUGCGCAUGUUGCAGAAGAGGACGGGGAAGAGCUCCAAUUGAGCAGAAGGUUGGAGAGAGAGUGAAUAACCUGGUGAGGAGAGAUAGGGGGAUAGAGAGAGCAGAAGGUUGGAGAGACAGAGUGAAUAACCUGGUGAGGAGAGAUAGGGGGAUAGAGAGAGCAGAAGGUUGGAGAGAGAGUGAAUAACCUGGUGAGGAGAGAUAGGGGGAUAGAGAGAGCAGAAGGUUGGAGAGAGAGUGAAUAACCUGAUGAGGAGAGAUAGGGGGAUAGAGAGAGCAGAAGGUUGGAGAGACAGUGAAUAACCUGGUGAGGAGAGAUAGGGGGAUAGAGAGAGCAGAAGGUUGGAGAGAGAGUGAAUAACCUGGUGAGGAGAGAUAGGGGGAUAGAGAGAGCAGAAGGUUGGAGAGACAGAGUG